This is a messenger RNA of Vicia villosa (hairy vetch), 9238 nucleotides long. RefSeq lists its product as uncharacterized. Bases 487 to 8484 code for a protein of 2665 amino acids. The record is from RefSeq and is a predicted model, not a curated record. Lineage: Eukaryota; Viridiplantae; Streptophyta; Magnoliopsida; Fabales; Fabaceae. The transcript has 13 exons. Gene Ontology annotation, molecular function: ADP binding; ATP hydrolysis activity.
GCCUUUUCAACAUUCUUCAUUAUUUCUUGCUUUUGGAUUGAAAGAGCUUUUCUAGAUUGCUUCUCCUUUGAUUUCAGUUUGAGUCUUUCAUUCACUCUGUUUUUUUCUUUUACUUCCUUCUCCAUUUUAAAGUUUUUAUUUUAUUUUAUUUUUUAGCUUAUAUAACCCCCAAAAAAAAAAAAAAAAAAAAACUUUGCCAAUUGUUUGUCUUUUAAGUUAAGUUUUUUCGUUUUCAUUUUUGAGUCUUCCUUCAUCUUCAUAUUCUCCUUUAGAUUUCAUCAGCUCUUCAACUCAUUUCAAUAAAAAAAAAGAAAAAAAACAAAAAACAAAAUUAUUGGUCAUAAAAACUGAAAAAAGAAAUUGAUUCACUCAUUCACAUCGUCGGAAUUUUGGGAAACCAAGAACUAGAGAGUUAUUGCAGUGUUGUUUCUUCUUUUGGAAGAGCUUCUUCCCGCAGCAAGCAAGUAUCAACAUAAGGAAUAAAGAAUGGACACUGAUAUCAAUUGCAUGUGUUUUGUACAUGCUAUCAUUCCCAUUAUUGGAAAAGUCGUACCAUAUGCCUUUGGUCCUAUUCAACGGGAAGCGGGUUAUUUGAUAUUCUACGAAGGUAAUUUCACAGAUCUCAUUGGUCGUGUUAAGAAUCUUGAAGCUGCAAGAGAAGCUAUAAACCAUAGGGUGGAAGCUGCAACGAGAAGUGGAAAAAUAAUUGAAGUUGGUGUUUUAAACUGGCUGGAGGAAGUAAUUGAGGUUACUGAAAGGACAAAUAAGCAUCUGGAAGAUCCCUGCCGUCGAGAUGUUGGGUGUUCGGGCUGGGUUUUCCCUAAUUUGAUUACACGAUACCGGCUUGGCAGAAAAACCGCUGAAAUAGCAACUGAUGUUGCUGGAGUUUUCGGAAGAGGUGAUUUUAAUCAAGUUGGUCACCUUCCUGCUCUAAAUGAAAGUGCCUCUUCUUCUGCUGCAGGAGGCGCUGAAAAGCUUAUGACAAGGGAGUCAUUUAAGGAGAGUAUCAUGAAGGCUCUAAGGGACCCUAAAGCACACAACAUCGGGGUCUAUGGUUUGGGCGGGGUGGGCAAGACUACCCUGGUGAAUGAAGUCUUUGAAAUAGCCAAGCAACAAAAAUUGUUCGAUGCAGUGGUUAUCGCCCGUGUAUCCAAAACUCCAGACAUUAAAGAAAUUCAAGGGGUGAUUGCAGAUAUGUUGGGUCUGCGAUUUGAAGAAGAAACUACUGCGGCUAGAGCAUACCGCCUAAGGAAAAGAAUUGAAGCUGAGAAAACUGUUCUUGUUAUUCUAGAUGAUAUUUGGCUGACAUUUGACUUGGAAAAAAUGGGAAUUCCGUCUAGUAAGGAACACAAUGGUUGCAAAUUGUUGAUGACUUCUAAAAGUCAAGAUGUGCUGCGGAAAUUGGACGUCCAAAAGGAUUUCACUUUUAGACUUGAACAUCUAAAUGAAGUAGAAACAUGGAGCUUGUUUCAAUCUAUGGCUGGAGAUGUUGUUAAUGAUAUCGGUUUGAAAGGUGUAGCAACUCAAAUUGCCCAAAACUGUGCAGGUUUGCCUCUUCUCAUAGUGACGGUGGCCAGAGGAUUGAAAAGUAAGGAUAUUCAUGUUUGGAAAGAUGCUUUAAUGCAAUUACAAAAUGUUGGUCAUGAAGAUAUGGAUGACAUAGUUUAUUCUGCCUUAGACUUGAGUUACAGAUGGUUGGCGAGUGAUGAAAUUAAGACACUCUUCUUGCUUUCUGCUGUAUUAGGAUAUAAUAAUGUAGACUACUUGCUGAAAGUUGCAAUGGGUUUGGACAUAUUCAAGAAUGUAAUGACAGUGGAUGAUGCAAGAAACAGACUUCAUAGUAUAAUUGAAUCAUUGAAAGCAUCUUGCCUAUUGCUUGAAGGUAGUAGCACAAGUCGGCAAGUCCAAAUGCAUGACCUUGUUCGUGAUGUAGCUAUCUCCAUAGCACGUAGGGAUAAACAUGUUUAUUAUAUGUUGGGAAUGAAUGCUGAGUUGAAGAAUCUUCCCAAGGAUUUUCAAAACACAUGCUCACAGAUCAUCUUAUUAAAAUGUCUUAUCCAUGAGCUUCCACAAAAUUUAGAUUGUCCUAAUGUUAACAUUUUUAUUUUGGACAGUGCAAAUCGUUCUUUAGAAAUCCCAGAUACUAUUUUUGAUGGGAUGGGAAGCCUUACAGUGUUAGAUUUAACACAUUUGAACCUGUCUUCGUUACCCACUUCAUUUCGUUCCCUAACAGGUCUCCAGACAUUGUGUUUGGACCAAUGUGUUUUGGAAAAUAUGGAUAUAAUAGAAGAUUUGAAAAGUUUAAAAAUUCUUAGCCUUUGGAAAUCUUCGAUGAUCAAGUUGCCAAGCAAAAUAAGGGAGAUGGCUCAACUAAGAAUGCUUGAUUUGAGCCAUUCUGGAAUAGAAGUCAUCCCACCCAACAUCAUUUCAAGCUUGACUAAAUUAGAGGAGUUGUAUAUGGGCAAUACCUCCAUUAAAUGGGAAGAUGAGAAUUCAGCCGAGCAAAAAGAAAAUGCUAGCCUUGCUGAGCUUCGACAAUUGGACAACUUGACAACUCUAGAAUUACAAAUUCACGAGUUUUGCAUUUUGCCAGUGGGCUUAACUCCGAUGUUUGAAAAGCUGCAAAGAUAUAAAAUAGCCAUUGGAGAUGUAUGGGAAUGGUCUGACAUUAAGGACGGAACCUUGAAAACACUGAUGCUCAAACUUGGUACCAACAUACAUUUAGAGCACGGGAUAAAAGCAUUAAUUAAAGGGGUUGAAAAAUUGUACUUGGAUGAAGUAGAGGGUAUUGAAAAUGUGUUGUAUCAAAUGAAUGGAGAAGGAUUUCCAUUGUUGAAGCACCUCCACAUCCAAAACAAUAAUCAAAUGAAGCACAUAGUUGAAUCUAUGGAGAGCAACCAAGUCAAUGUUUCUUUUCCCAACUUGGAAACACUACUAAUUGAUAAUCUUCAAAAGUUGGAGCAGAUAUGUUAUGGCCCGCUUGCUGCUAAUUCUUUUGGUAAGCUCAGCGUUAUCAAAGUAAAAAAUUGUGUCCAAUUAAAAUAUCUUCUAUCCUUAUCAAUGGUUAAAGGACUUGUUUAUCUUUCUGAGAUCGAAGUUUGUGGAUGCAACUUGAUGAAAAACAUAUUGAUCGGAGACCACAAUUUAAGUGAGGGUGAAAAAAUAGAGUUUCCUUUCUUGUGUUCUUUAACGUUACAACAUUUGAAAAGACUUGAUAACUUUCUCUCUUGUGAGCUGACAUCUUCAAAAGCUGAGCAAAAGUAUCAAGGGUCCCAGUCUUGUGUUUCUACACCAUUUUUUAAUGUUGAGGUUGCUUUCCCUAAUUUGGAAACCCUUAAAUUGAGCUCACUCAGUUUGAAUAAAAUUUGGGACAAUCAACAUUCUAUGGACAAAUUGACAGUCUUGGUUGUGGAGAACUGUGAUGGGCUAAAGUCCUUAUUCUCUUCUACAAUGGUUGGUAGUUUUGAAAACCUCAAAAGACUUGAAAUUAGUAAAUGUAAUUUGAUGAAUGAGAUAAUAGCUACAGAAAAGAGAAACGAUGUCACUAUUGCAUUGAAAGAGGUUUCAUUUCCCAAAUUGGAGUCAAUCAUACUGAAGGACAUGGAAAACUUAAAGACAGUAUGGCAUUACCAAUUUCAAACAUCGAAGGUUUUGCAAGUCCAAAAUUGUGAGAAAAUUGUGACUGUUUUUCCUUCCUCAAUGCAGAAGACUUAUAAUAAUCUAGAGCAGUUAUUGGUAGAGAAUUGUGCUUUAGUGGAGGAGAUAUUUGAAUUGACUUCUAUUGAAAAUAGCAGCACUGAAGUUAUAAUACCAAUGAAAGUAAUUAUUUUAGGUGGAUUGCCGAAGCUGAAAAAUAUAUGGAGUAUGGAUCCUCAAGGAAUUCUUAGUUUUCAUAGUCUACAAAGUUUUUGUCUAUAUCAAUGUGAAAGCAUGGAGUAUCUAUUUCCACUUUCUGUAGCCACUAGCUGCCUAGAUCUCAAAGAACUUGUGAUAAGAUAUUGUGGGAAUAUGAAGGAAAUUGUUUCAGAAAAGAGACAAUCUACGUGCACAAGUCCAAUAUUUGAGUUUAAUCAACUAACAAUUAUACAGCUUGGGAAUUUAUAUUCACUCAAAGCUUUCUAUGCCGGAAACCAUACUCUAAGAUGUCCAUCUUUGAGAACAAUAGAUGUUACAAAAUGUAAAAAAUUGAAUUUGUACAAUUCUGGAACUUUGCCUACAAGCAGUCUCAAAAGGUGCAAAGAUGAGAAUCUCCCAGAUUCAUUCCAACAACCACUUUUCAUUAUUGAAGAGGUGGUUCCAAAUUUGAAGAAGAUGAAAAUAAACCAAAGGGAUGCUAAGAUGUUAUCGCAAGCUCAAAAUUUAGGUUCCCUCUUCCACAAUUUGACAUUUCUUGGUUUGUCUGAUUAUCUGAAUGAAGAAGCUACAUUUCCUUACUUGUUUCUCGAAAAUGCACCUGCUCUUGAAGAUCUAGUUGUUGGAUGGAGUUCCUUCAAGACGAUAUUUGAUGAUGAAAUACUAGUGAGUAUGAAACUUUACCCCCGGCUCAAAAUGUUGAAUCUGUAUCAAUUAUCUAAAAUUCAACAUCUAUGUGAAGAACAUUCUCAAAUUCACCCUAUUCUUGAGGGUCUUGAAGAGUUGGUUAUUUGUUACUGUCCUAGUUUGACAAAUGUGCUACCUUCCUCUGUCACCUUUAGUCACCUGACAUAUUUGGAGAUAGUAAAAUGCAAUAAUUUGGUUAACGUAAUUACAUCCACUACUGCGCAAAGUUUGGUAAAGCUCACAGUAAUGAAGGUAAGAGAUUGCGAUUCACUAGAAGAAAUAAUUACGGGAAGGGAAAAUGUUGAUAUUGCAUUUGUUAGUCUUCAAAUACUAAUAAUGAAAUGUUUGCCAAGCCUCAACAAGUUUUGUUCUAGCAAGUGUUUUUUGAAGUUUCCAUUGUUGGAGAAAGUAAUUGUGAGCCUAUGUCCUCGCCUGGAUAUUUUCUCUGAGGGAAACACAAGUACACCAUAUCUUCGAAAAGUGAUAAUUGAAGAAAAUGAUGGAGAAUGGAUUUGGAAGGGGAACUUAAAUGAUACAAUAAAGGAAAUGUUUGACGAUAAGGUUGCAUUUUCUAAGAUUAAAUAUUUAGCCUUAUCUGAUUACCCUGAGCUAAAGGAGUAUUGGUAUGGCCGACCUCAUCAGAAUAUGUUUCACAAUUUGAAAUCUCUAGUGGUUCAAAGAUGUGAUUUUUUAUCACAUGUACUUCUCCCAUCAAAUGUACUACAAGUGCUACAUGGAUUGGAAAACCUAGAAGUAAAAGAUUGUGAUUCAUUAGAAGCAUUGUUUGAUGUGAAAGGUUUGAAGUCUAAACAGAGUACUCUAUUGAAAAAUCUAACUUUGUCUAGCUUACCAAAUUUGAAGCAUAUAUGGAACGCAGAUCCAUAUGAAAUUAUCAGUUUUGGAAACUUAUGCAGAGUAAAUAUUUCAAAGUGUCAAAGCUUGUUAUAUAUCCUCCCAUUGUCACUCUGCCAAGAUCUUGGACAUCUUGAAGUGCUUAUGAUAGAGUAUUGCGAAGUCAAGCAAAUUGUUGCAUUGGAAGAGACAUCAGCACAAAAUAUUAUCACUUUUGAUCAAUUGACAAAGUUGCAGCUAUAUCAUUUGAAAAAUCUCAUAAGUUUCUAUCCAGGAAAGCUUACAUUGGAAUGCCCUUCAUUAAAGAUUUUGGACGUCUCUCAUUGCGAAGCAUUAAACAUGUUUUCGGUCAAUCUUUUUGAUAUCCAACAGCAUGAGAAUGAUAUUCAUGAUGAUAUACGGAUUGGCCAAGGCCUAUUUUCUAUCGAAAAGUUGAGCCUCAGCUUGGAGAAAUUGGCAAUAAACGGCUCAAAGGAUGCCUUGAGACUAUUGAAUUGUUAUAGUCAGAAAAACAUCUUCUCUGAAAAACUGAAACUUCUUAGUCUGCAUUGCUUUGAUGAAACUCCGAUUUCUUUGCUGAAUAACUUCCAUGCAAUAUUUCCCAAUCUUGCAACACUUAGAGUGCAUAAUAGUGCUUUUGAAAGAUUGUUUCCCACUACUAAUGAUCAUCUCCGUAAGGGGAUUACACUAAAAAUAAAAUUUUUGGGGCUUUAUAAUUUGGAAAAACUGGAGUAUAUUUGGCAGGAAAACUUCUCUUUGGAAUAUUCUCUAAUACCGGACCUUGAAACUUUAGUCGCAAUAGAUUGUCCUAGUUUGAUUAGGUUGGUACCGUCAUCAACAUCUUUCACAAAUUUAACCGCUUUGAUAGUGAACAAUUGCAAAGAGCUGGUGUACUUGAUAUCACCUUCAACUGCUACAAGUCUUAUGCAACUCAAGAUACUACAAAUAGAGAAUUGUGAAAAGUUAUUGGAUGUGAUAAUGAUUGACGAAGGAGAAGUAGAUGAAAACAUCAUAUUUGAGAACUUGGAACAAUUGAAACUUACUUCUUUGUCAAGUCUUAGAAGCUUCUGCUAUGGGAAACACAAAUUUGUCUUCCCAUCUUUCAUUAGUUUCAUUGUUGAGGGAUGCCCUCAAAUGGAGAUUUUCUCACCAGAAGUCACGAUAGCUCCAUACUUGACAUCAGUUGAAGUGGAAAAUAAAACUAUGUACUGGAAAGGUGAUCUUAAUACAACUAUUGAAUGGUUGUUUAUGGAGAAGGUUGCUUUCCCUAAUUUGGAAACCCUUAAAUUGAGCUCACUCAAUUUGAAUAAAAUUUGGGACAAUCAACAUUCUAUGGACAAAUUGACAGUCUUGGUUGUGGAGAACUGUGAUGGGCUAAAGUCCUUAUUCUCUUCUACAAUGGUUGGUAGUUUUGAAAACCUCAAAAGACUUGAAAUUAGUAAAUGUAAUUUGAUGAAUGAGAUAAUAGCUACAGAAAAGAGAAACGAUGUCACUAUUGCAUUGAAAGAGGUUUCAUUUCCCAAAUUGGAGUCAAUCAUACUGAAGGACAUGGAAAACUUAAAGACAGUAUGGCAUUACCAAUUUCAAACAUCGAAGGUGUUGCAAGUCCAAAAUUGUGAGAAAAUUGUGACUGUUUUUCCUUCCUCUAUGCAGAAGACUUAUAAUAAUCUAGAGAGGUUAUUGGUAGAGAAUUGUGCUUUAGUGGAGGAGAUAUUUGAAUUGACUUCUAUUGAAAAUAGCAGCACAGAAGUUACAACACUAAUGAAAGUAAUUACUUUAGAUGGAUUGCCGAAGCUGAAAAAUAUAUGGAGUAUGGAUCCUCAAGGAAUUCUUAGUUUUCAUAAUCUACAAGAUUUUUGUCUAAAUAAGUGUGGAAGCAUGGAGUAUCUAUUUCCACUUUCUAUAGCCACUAGCUGCCCACAUCUCGAAAAACUUCAUAUAAGAAAAUGUUGGAAGAUGAAGGAAAUUGUUUCUGAGGAGAGACAAUCUACGUACUCAAAUCCGAUAUUUGAGUUUAAUCAACUCACUAGUAUACAGCUUUGGAACUUACCAUCACUCAAGGGUUUCUAUGCAGGAAACCAUACUCUAGCAUGUCCAUCUUUGAGAACAAUAAUUGUUUUAAGCUGUGAAAAAUUGAAUUUGUACAAAACUGGAACUUUACCUACAAGCAGCCUCAAAAGGUGUAAAGAUGAGAAGCUCCCAGAUUCAUUCCUACAACCACUUUUCAUUAUUGAGGAGGUGGUUCCAGAUUUGAAGAACAUGAGAAUAAGCCAAAGGGAUGCUAAGAUGUUAUUGCAAGCUCAAAGUUUAGGUUUCCUCUUCCCCAAUUUGACAUUUCUUGGUUUGUCUGACUAUAUGGAUGAAGAGGCUACAUUUCCUUACUGGUUUCUCCAAAAUGCACCUGCUCUUGAAAGUCUAGUUGUUGAAUGGAGUUCUUUCAAGAAGAUAUUUGAAGAUGAAAUACCAGUGAGUAUGGAACUUCACACCCGGCUCAAAGAGUUGAGACUAUAUCAUUUAUCUAAACUUCAACAUAUAUGUGAUGAACGUUCUCAAAUUCAUCAAGUUCUUGAAGGUCUUGAACAGUUGGUUAUGUUUGUUUGUCCUAGUUUGACAAAUGUGCUGCCUUCCUUUGUCACCUUUAGUCACCUGACAUAUUUGGAGAUAAUAAAAUGCAAUAGACUGGUAAACGUAAUUACAUCUGCUACUGCACAAAGUUUGGUAAAGCUCACCGUUUUGAAGGUAAGAGAUUGUGAUUCACUGGAAGAAAUAAUAACGGGAAAAGAAAAUGUUGAUAUUGCAUUUGCUAGUCUUGAAAUAUUGAUACUGAAAUGUUUGCCAAGCCUCAACAAAUUUUGUUCUAGCAAGUGUUGUUUGAAGUUUCCAUUGUUGGAGAAAGUAAUUGUGUGCCAAUGUCCUCGCAUGAAGAUUUUCUCAGAGGGAAACACAAGUACACCAUAUCUUCGAAAAGUGAUAAUUGAAGAAAAUGAUGGAGAAUGGAUUUGGAAGGGGAACUUAAAUGAUACAAUAAAGGAAAUGUUUGACGAUAAGAGUGCAGCUUUGGUUGAAUGGCUAAUUCAAUUUGAAAAUUUGUGACCAAAGAAAUGUAAAUGGUAGAAUUUCAAGCUUGCAAGUGUUCAUGUUCAUCAACUGGAAACAUAUUUUCAUUUCGCACAAAUAUCUACCUCUCAUUUGUCAUCUGUAUAGAACUCUGAGUCGAAGACCGCAUCAUGGAUCAUGCUAAUACUGUUUUGUGCAUGGUUUCCUUGCUCUAUUAUCUCAAGAAACUGCGUUUGUUUAUCUGCAUUGUUGUGUAAAACAUGAAAUGUUGGUUAUUUUUUAACAUCUAUUUAAUGUCUAAUUAAAAUAGAUAGCAAUUAUUGUGCAGUUCAUAUUGUUGUUGUUGUUGUUGGCUUUUUUAUUACAUUUGUAACAAACUGUGGUGUAUCUGUUUGAUAAAAUACCUGUACAAAUUUUAAGAUUAAGAGUAAAGAGCAUUAUGAACUUUAAUUAAGGAGUAAAUAGUGUGUAUGUAUAUCAUAUUUUUUGUAUAUAAUAUUGUGGCUACACAUAAGUGGAAGAUAGUUACUGCAGACCCUCUUUAAAUAUUUCUCGCUUAUUUGAUCUGAUUUCCAGCUUCGCCACCCUCCCACCUAUCUCUUCCAUCUUCACCCCAUCCAGAAGGAGUUUCACCCAGAAGCUCCGCCCAACCUAUACAAGGUGCUGCUCGCUUUCUCUCAGCCACCAGUGGCUUAUGUAGUGGCAUUCCUACGUGCUCCUCUUUGCCCCCAAGUUUUGACUUCUUAAGUCCUUGAAAACUUCAUCCAAGUUUGUUUGGAUCAAAUUAUGA